AUGAUUUCAAAGAUAUUUAUUUUGAAUAUUUUGUUGAGUUUUGCGGUUCAUUCGUUUGGUGGUCCUAUUGAGUGUCGCAGUGCUAACGCGAAGAACUCGAAAUUGUGCAUUGAAUCAAGAAAUGAAUUUUACGAUAAUAAUUAUGAAAGUGUUUUAUUGUGUCAAACCCGAAAGGAAUUUAUUCGUCCGGAACAUCUUAUAGAAUCUUCAUCUAAAGACAAAUGGGACUUUGAUCCAAAGUUCUCUCAAACUAUUGAAGUUGAGUUAUGCGAAAAUCCAGGAUCAUUUUGCUUCAAACAUCCAAUAAUGAAAGCAAAAUGCGUACAACGAUUUGUGUCAAUAAAAUUGCAAGUCAUGAAUCAGAAUAAAACUCUAUCAGAAUUACAAUCGUUCACAAUACCAAGUAAUUGUGAAUGUUCUUAUUACAAACCAAAAAUGAUUGUUGAGAAAGAAGAAGGUGAUCAGACGAAACAAGACUGA
Clunio marinus is the source of this 480-nucleotide messenger RNA. NCBI's taxonomy places the organism in Eukaryota, Metazoa, Arthropoda, Insecta, Diptera, Chironomidae. The record is from the annotation of a GenBank genome assembly.